Molecule: messenger RNA, 1027 nt
Organism: Diabrotica virgifera virgifera (western corn rootworm)
Lineage: Eukaryota; Metazoa; Arthropoda; Insecta; Coleoptera; Chrysomelidae
Gene: Gas41
Product: YEATS domain-containing protein 4
Exons: 4
Coding region: 272-955 (227 amino acids)
Biological process (GO): regulation of DNA-templated transcription
Source: RefSeq, a predicted model, not a curated record
UCCCAGCGGAUACCCAGAAGGGUAACAAUUAUGAAACUGAAACGCAUAUUUUGGGGUAAUUUUGAGGUUAUCUCUUAACCACAAGUUAACUUUACCUUGUGAAACCGGCCGUUAAAAAUGUAAAAAGUUCGCAGUAGGCAACCCAAAUUACACGGCGCAAAGUAGUGGGUCAGGGUCUAGAAUCAAGUUAACCUAAGUUUUUUAAUCCUAAAAUUUGUAAACAAAAAUAAUACAAGAGUAAUAUUCAUAUUAUUCAGCAUCAAAUAAAAAUAUGAGUUUACCUACUGAUUUUGGACCUGAUUCAGGCGGUAGAAUGAAGGGUAUUUGUAUAGUGAAACCUCUUGUGUAUGGUAAUAUAGCGAGAUAUUUUGGAAAAAAACGGGAGGAAGAUGGACAUACUCACCAAUGGACAGUUUAUGUAAAGCCUUAUAAUAAUGAAGAUAUGUCGACCUACAUAAAAAAGGUCCAAUUUAAAUUGCAUGAGAGUUAUGCAAACCAAAACAGAAUAGUUGUUAAACCACCCUACGAAUUGAGUGAAACUGGUUGGGGGGAGUUUGAAAUUGUUAUAAAGAUAUAUUUCCAUGAUCCAAAUGAAAGACCUGUUACAAUGUAUCACAUUCUAAAAUUGUUUCAUUCAGGUAAUACGCAAGACAUAGGUAUAGAACAAAGUAAAGGUUUGGUGUCAGAAAGCUACGAUGAGAUUAUUUUUCAAGAUCCUACACAACUCAUGCACCAUUUAUUGACAAAUGUAAAACACUUACCUGUAGGUCGAUGGGACCAUAAUACCAACUUUGAGGAGAAAAAAGAAAAAACGCUGAAAUCGAUUUUGGAAGCUAAACAAAAAAUUAGAAACGAAAUUUUGAAUUUGAAGAACAAACUGAAGUUGGCAAAAGAAACAAUUUCCUCUUUUAAAGAGGAAAUAGCGAAAUCUCAAGACAAUCAGUUUGUAAUGUAGUAUUAGUAUAAAAUUUGUAUAUGUAAAUUUAAUUAUUUUAAAUAAAUAUUUGUAUGCCUUUCUUAAAAAAAA